CAGUCCUCAACAUUUCAUUCUUCCUUAAUUUUAAAGCAACAACAGAAACGUAAAUAAACACGGUUUUCAGUCAAAUUAAAACAAAAUUCUACACGUUAAAUCAUCAUGGGUGACGAAGAGGAACCAAAAGAGUACAGAUGGGAAACCGGCUACGAAAAAACCUGGGAAGCAAUAAAAGAAGAUGAUGACGGCUUUUUGGAGGCCUCAGUGGCCGAUAUUAUACAAAGGGCCAAAAGGAAAAGGCAGACACAAAAAACUGGCACCACAAAACUAGGCAUGAUGAGGCAUUUGUACAUUUUGCUGGAUUGUUCCGAUGCCAUGUCGAGCCAGGAUUUAAAGCCUACCAGGCUUUUGUGCACAAUAAAACUGCUUGAUGGUUUUAUUGAGGAAUUUUUUGAUCAAAACCCUAUCAGUCAAAUGGGGGUUAUAAUAAUGCACAAUAAAAGGGCCGAAAAGAUAAGUGAUUUAGCAGGAAAUUCUCAUAAACAUGUAAAACAAAUAAAUUCGUUGAACCGAACAUCUUUGGUUGGGGAACCUUCAAUACAAAACGGUUUAGAAAUGGCUUUAUCGUCCCUAAAAUUGCUACCAACUCAUGCCAGUAGAGAAAUUUUAAUUAUUAUGGGCAGUUUGACCACUUGUGAUCCCAGUGAUAUUAAUGUAACUAUUGAGACGUUAAAACAAGAGGGCGUGCGUUGUUCGGUGAUCGGAUUGGCCGCGGAGGUUCACGUGUGCAGACAGCUGGCCAAUCAGACGGGUGGAACGUACAACGUCAUCCUCGACGACUGUCAUUUCAAAGAUUUGCUGUAUCAACAAGUGGAUCCGCCACCUGCGGCAGUUUGCCUCGAUUCCAGCCUCAUUAAAAUGGGCUUUCCGCACCAGAUGGAGGCCGACGGCAAAGAGGAGCCUCUAACCAUGUGCAUGUGCCAUGUGGAUAGUGUGGAUGAGGGUAGCAAAUUGACUACAGGGGGUUAUUAUUGCCCGCAAUGCUACAGCAAGUAUUGCGAGUUGCCUGUAGAGUGCCGCGCAUGCGGUUUGACUUUGGUGUCAGCCCCUCAUUUGGCCCGAUCUUACCACCAUUUAUUCCCCGCUGCGAAUUAUACGGAAGUUGCUUUUGAAAAACAGGUUUCUCUAUGUUUUGCCUGUCAAAAAACGUUUACCGAAACUGAUAAACAGGUUUACUCGUGUCCAAAUUGUUCAAAAACCUUCUGCCUGGAUUGCGAUAUUUUUAUUCACGACACUUUGCAUACUUGCCCUGGUUGCGCAACAAAUUUAUCAACUUUCCAGAUUACGCACACCAGUUAAUACAAUGUUUAUCGUAUUUUUGUAUGAAAUAAACUAAUUUUUAAG
Messenger RNA from Brassicogethes aeneus, 1347 nucleotides. The record is from the annotation of a GenBank genome assembly. NCBI's taxonomy places the organism in Eukaryota, Metazoa, Arthropoda, Insecta, Coleoptera, Nitidulidae.